Messenger RNA from Olea europaea var. sylvestris, 2054 nucleotides. RefSeq lists its product as uncharacterized. Lineage: Eukaryota; Viridiplantae; Streptophyta; Magnoliopsida; Lamiales; Oleaceae. The record is from RefSeq and is a predicted model, not a curated record. The transcript is spliced from 6 exons. The coding region runs from base 250 to 1860 and encodes 536 amino acids.
GACUCUAAAAAAUUAUCAAGUACACCCAUGUUCAUCCAUGGCGGCUCAUGUAUAUUUAUACAUUAUGAGUAUCAAAAAUCAAUAAUGUCAACAUUCAGAACCUUCCUGUCGGUUUCAUGCGUAUAGAAUUAUAUAUACAAACAUAUACUUGUACAUUGUAUGUAUAUGGGAUGCAUUUUUUAUACUGAAAAAGCUUGAAAAUUACUCCAUUGUGGAAUUUUCGGUUGAAUUCUGUGGAAAACUUUGCUGAUGUCUGAGUUUAACGAGUCCACGGAAUAUACGAAUCUGUUUGAUGAGGACGUGGGGAAAAAUCGGUACAGUCACAGUUUCACUGCCGUGGACAGGGGAGCUAAAUCGGCAUCGGCGGCGGAGGGUGUUGGGAGUGGGGAUUGGAGGUAUCAGGCGGUGGAGUUUGCAAAGGGGGCGGCGGAGAUGAGUGUGCAGUUUGGGAAGGGAGUUAGGGACGUAGUGAAGCAGAGUAUUUUGAGAGAAGAUUCUGUGAUUGUGAGGAAGUUGAAAGGACCGUGCGAGAGAAUUUGCGGGAAAUUGGGGUUUCUGAACGAGUAUUUGCCAGAAGAUCGCGAUCCGUUACAUUCAUGGAGUGUGAUCAUCUGUGUUUGGGUUCUUGCUCUUGCAGUAUUGAUUGUGAAUACUGAUCAUGAUACUACAACUUCUCUGGUUAAGAAAAUUAAGAUCCAUCCUCCUAGCGCUAGCCUUAUAUUGCUUCCAUGCGGUAGACGCUUAGCUUACCAGGAGCAAGGAGUUCCAGCUGAGCAAGCUAGAUUUUCCAUGAUUGUUCCUCAUCCUUUUCUUUUAUCCAGGCUUGCAGGAAUUCCUGGCCUCAAGCAUUCCCUUCUGCAAAACUUUGGUGUUCGGAUGGUGACAUAUGACCUACCUGGAUUUGGGGAAAGUGAUCCUCAUCCUGAUAGGAACCUUGAGACAUCGGCUCUGGAUAUAUUACACUUAUCCUAUGCUUUGAAUAUUACUGACAAGUUCUGGGUGGUUGGAUACUCUGAUGGAAGCAUGCAUGCAUGGGCUGCCCUUCGAUACAUUCCUGAUAGGCUUGCAGGUGCUAUCAUGGUUGCUCCAAUGGUCAAUCCAUAUGAAUUGAGAAUGACCAAGGAAGAAAGACGGAGAAUCUGGGGAAAAUGGACAAUAAAGAAGAAAUUGAGUUAUCAAUUAGCUCGGAAGUUCCCUAGAUUACUCCCUUACUUCUAUAGGAAAAGCUUCCUUUCUGGAAAACAUGGCCAGAUAGAUAGAUGGCUUUCAUUGUCACUUGGCUCCAGGGAUAGAGCUCUGGUAGAAGGCAAAAUGUUUGAAGAGUUCUGGCAGAGAAAUGUUGAAGAAUCAGUUCGACAGGCCAAUGUAAAACCAUUUGUCGAGGAAGCUGUCUUGCAGGUUUCUAACUGGGAUUUCAGCAUCGCAGACCUUAAAGUACCGAAUAAACAUCAGGGUAAAGGCAUUCUUCUUUGGCUCAAAUCACUUUACAGUCGGGAAGAAGAAAGAUCUAGUGGAUUUCUUGGCCCAAUACACGUAUGGCAGGGAGCCGAAGAUCUGGUUGUCCCUCCAUCAAUGAGCGACUUUGUGCACCGAGUUCUACCAGAUAGCAUGCUGCAUAAGCUUCUAUAUGAAGGCCAUUUCACGUAUUUUUUCUUUUGUGAUGAAUGUCAUCGGCAUAUGUUUACUACCGUUUUUGGAAAUCCUCAAGGUCCUCUUCCCCCAAAAGUGGAUCAAACUCCCAUUGAAGACGUUGAGAAAAAUUCAGAGGAAGUAAUUUUCAGUGAUACUUCAACAGAGGAAGAGCACGUUUCUUGUUUAACCACAGAUGUGAAAGAACAACAGACUCAUUUUGAUGCAUAGCACAAGAAAUUUGAAAUCUUUGUCCUUUGAUUGUGUGGACACGAAUGGAGCAGUGUUACUGAGAUUAUAGUAGAUAACUUUUGUAUAGUGUGAGAUCCAUUAUGAACUCUUGAAAGAAGAAAUAGAACAAUCCUAGACUUCAAUAGCCAACAAUGCAUUUAUUUAUACCCAAAAUUUUUUUAUUUUCCUUCUUA